Carcharodon carcharias (great white shark) is the source of this 2796-nucleotide messenger RNA. RefSeq names its product myoglobin (gene mb). The record is from RefSeq and is a predicted model, not a curated record. Bases 81 to 530 code for a protein of 149 amino acids. The transcript has 3 exons. Gene Ontology annotation, biological process: oxygen transport. Gene Ontology annotation, cellular component: extracellular exosome. NCBI's taxonomy places the organism in Eukaryota, Metazoa, Chordata, Chondrichthyes, Lamniformes, Lamnidae. Gene Ontology annotation, molecular function: oxygen binding; heme binding.
CUGGGCUGAAGCAGCAGCCAGAAUCUUCCUGACAAUACUUUACUUUCAAGCACAAAGUCCUUUCUACUGCGGUUUGGAGAAUGAGUGACUGGGAGAACGUCAUCAAGGUCUGGACUGUUGUGGAGCCAAACAUAACUGGAAUCGGACAGACUAUUCUACUGCGAUUAUUUGAGGAACAUGCGGAAACCAAAGCACUUUUCCCCAAGUUUAAGGACAUCCCCCUGGAGCAGCUGGGGAACAAUGAAGAUCUCCGCAAGCAUGCCAACACCGUUUUCCGGGCUCUGGGCAAUAUCUUGAAACAGAAGGGCAACCAUGGUGCCAAUGUGAAGGAACUUGCAGACACUCAUAUUAAUAAACACAAAAUCCCACCAAAGAACUUCACUUUAAUCACCAAUGUUGCUGUGAAAGUAUUGACCGAGAUGUACCCACGUGAUAUGACUGGACCGAUGCAAGAUACUUUCUCACGUGUUUUUAAAAUCAUCUGCUCUGACCUUGAGAAACUGUACAAGGAUGCUAACUUCCAGGGUUAAAGAGAGUAUUGCUUUAAAGAUGCCACUCCUGAGUCAAGCUCACAGCUAACAGCACUGAAAUUGUAAUGAAUAGUUUGCCAAAACAGCUUGGUAUAGAGGCGGCUACUCAGUUUUUAAUAUUUACUUGGUGAAUUCAUUCACAAUGUAAUGAAUGUGUGCAAAUUGCAAUUAGACAAUUAAAAAUUUACCCUUGCUUCUAUUUGAAUUCUCACCCAUCCUUUCUUUUUGAAAAACCCCCUUAGCCAGGAUUCCCAGGAAACUCUCAGCCUGAGGUAUAACACAUUGUGCCAUUGAAUUCCAAAGCUGUCACCAGGAUUCAAACUCUGUGGUUCCACAUUAGAAGUUAGAACCGGGAGUAAAAAUCUACACUAGUAUUCACCCACCAUAGCAUUUACAAUGCAACCAAAUUCUAAUCACCUGCUCUCCACACUGAAGCAUGGAGAUAAAACAUUAACUGACCUGUGGGGCUAUGAGAUGUUAGCAUAAAGGUUAUUGAUUUAAGUGGCUGGGGCAGGCAAAGUAGCUAUGAUUUAAGCAACAGCUCCCACUUAGCACUCUGCGUAAUUUUUUUUUAUUCAUUCAUUCAUGGGAUGCAGGCAUUGCUGGCUAGGCCAGCAUUUAUUGUCCAUCCAUGAAAGAGGGCAUUUAUGAGUCAAUCACACUGCUAUGGGUCUGGAGUCCUGUGUAGGCCAGACCAGAUUCCCUUCCCCUAAGGGGUAAGUAGAUGGGUUUUUAAAACAAUUGUUAUCAUCAGACUUUUAUUGAAUUCAAAUUUCACCAUGUGCUGUGGUGGGAUUUGAACCCAUGUCCCCAGAGUGUUACCACUGGUCACUAGAAUAACAGUGAGUGACAAUACCACUACACCACUGCCUCCAUUUGAGCAUACAGUCAUUAAAACUUUGCUCCCAUACCCUAACUCACAUCAAUACCCAUUCACCCAACAAUCCUCCAUUCGCUGAGCUACAUUUGGCAAUACUCCCCAAGCCUGCUUCUUUGUUCAGUAAGAUCAGUUUAUAUAUCAACUCCAAUUUCCCGCACUAUCCCUAGAUCCCUCGAUUCCCUUAGUGCCUGAAAUGAAGUUCCUUUUUUGGUUUACAGUAUGAAUUUGAACUAACACCAACUGGUACUGAUGCAGGACUCCACGGUUUAGCAAAGAACCCAUUAUACAGUGAUGUCAAGAUUGGCCCUUAUUGCUUAUUUUGGAGGUAUUUUAGGGUUUCAUUUUUAAAUAUUAAUUACAGAAAGGGGUUUAGUUGCCUAGAUUAUUUUAGCUGCUUCUGACUUACAUUCUCAGCACUUUCAGAAAUAGGGUCAAAGAUAAUUCCAAUCUUAAAACAUGCUUGGAAGAUACCCUAACUGGGCAGAUUGGACAAUUUAAAAAUUGUCUAUGCAUUGCCUGAAGGUAGUUACCAUCUCUCUGAGAUUGGCAUGAUGCCGGUGUAGUCACAGGGGUAUAGGUCUCUAAGCUACAAGUAAGCAGAAACAGUUCAUCGUAACCGGGGCCCCUGGGUUAUGGUAGCCGGGCAGCUACAUUCUGCUUUUAUUACAUGGGGAGUCUUUAGCAAGGUGCUAGGGAUUGAAGUCUUUGAUCCUUCUCAUUUUGUAUAUGGAAACCGAGAUCCAGUGGUGGUUAUGAGCAACUCGUCACUGAGAGGCGUCAGUAAGAUAUGGAAAUUCCCAAUUAUGUCCUACAUUUAUGGAAAAUACAUAUUCAGCUUGCCUGGGCUGUGAGAAUAGUUUUGCUCACUCUAUCCCAAGACUUAAUGGUUACAAGGAGCAGCAAGUCAUACCUUGUACAAUAGCCAAUAGCACUACUCACUCUUUACAGGUAUUCCGUCCCAGGUAAAAGUGUUUCAAGCAGUAAAUUUAAAUGGAUCAUGGUGGUGAUUGUAAGUGUGCCCCCCGCCCCCCUCCCCACCAUGUAAUACAAUAUACUGUUCAAGUAAAAAGUGGAAGCCAACAUCCACACAUUGUGUAGAAGUAUUCCCCUUGGUGAUAGGGGCACCUAAGGCAACUGGGAUUGUUCUGAUUAAUUGCUAACUCAUGUAUUCCUUCAUAUACUGUGUCUUGCAUAGCAUUGUACAAUGGAAUGUCUCCACCCAGACAGAGGGGGGAUUAAAAUGGUCAAUUUGCCCCAGUGUCCAUGACUGUAGGGAAUUGGACUUCUGAGGAUUGGACAGACUCCAUUUGGAUAGGAGUCUCAUGCGUAAAAUUCACUGAUCAAGCUGUACAUGAAAAACCUUAAUAAAGAUUGCAUUCUGCUGUA